Messenger RNA from Diospyros lotus (date-plum), 1310 nucleotides. Its product is annotated as putative clathrin assembly protein At4g40080. Gene Ontology annotation, molecular function: clathrin heavy chain binding; 1-phosphatidylinositol binding; phosphatidylinositol-4,5-bisphosphate binding. Bases 150 to 1220 code for a protein of 356 amino acids. Lineage: Eukaryota; Viridiplantae; Streptophyta; Magnoliopsida; Ericales; Ebenaceae. Gene Ontology annotation, cellular component: clathrin-coated pit; clathrin-coated vesicle. The record is from RefSeq and is a predicted model, not a curated record. The transcript has a single exon. Gene Ontology annotation, biological process: clathrin coat assembly; vesicle budding from membrane; clathrin-dependent endocytosis.
GGCCCCAUAAUAUUUAUGUAAUACCUAAUCACCUCCCUCCUUAAGAAACCAUAUCCAUCUUCAUCUUCAUCUUCAUCUUCAUCUCUCUCUCUCUGCAACUCCUUUCUCUAUCCGUCCUUAAUUUGUUCUGUUUUUCUGGGUGGGUAUCCAUGGGAAGAGCCAUCAAGCUUAGAGAUCUGAUAGGAGUGGUAAAGGACAAAGCUUCACUAUCCAGAGCCGCCCUCCUCUCCACCCCGAACACCCUCUCCCUCCAACUCGCCGUCCUCCGCGCCACCACCCACUCCGCCUCAACGGCGCCGGCCUACAAGCAACUCGACUCCCUCCUAUCCCUCGGUGACGCCUCACGCACCACGGCCUCCGCCCUCGUCCAGUCCCUCAUGGACCGCCUCCACCGCACCGGCGACUCCUCCGUCGCCCUCAAGUGCCUCUUCACCAUCCACUACAUCAUCAAGCACGGCCCCUUCAUCCUCCAGGAUCAGCUCUCCAUCUUCCCCGCAGCCGGCGGCCGCAACUACCUCAACCUCUCCGCCUUCCGCGACGGCGCCAACCCUACCACGUGGGCGCUCUCCGCUUGGGUUCGGUGGUAUGCUCGCUAUCUCGAGAACCUCUUAUCCACUUCUAGGAUCCUGGGUAUCUUCCUCUGCUCAUCUUCAUCCACCGCCGAGAAAGACAAACAGGAAGAGAGGCUCGCGUCGUUCAUGAACGUGGAUUUAAUCAGAGACGCCGGUUCCCUGGUUUCAUUGAUCGAAGAACUCUGCGACAUGCCCGAUUCCCUCCUCGUCGAAGGCAACAAGUUGCUGCACGAUGUCAUGGGUUUCGCGUGCGGCGAUUAUCUGUCGGCGGUCAAUGAGGUGGUGUCGAGACUCAGUGAAUUCAGAGUGCGAGUGAAUUGCCUGAGUUUCGGUGAAUCGGUUGAGUUGAUGAAGGCUUUGAAGCGGCUGGAAAAUUGCAAGGAGAGGUUGGGUCUGGUGUUUACCGUAAACAAGCCUUCGACGGAGGCUUUGUGGGGUUUGGUUGAAGAGCUGAAGAGUGGGGUUGGGAUAGUCAUGGCGGAUGGGAAGGCGAUAAGCUUGGGAAGGACAGAGAAGGGGACCGAGUCAGCCCGGUUUAACGGCGACCGAGUUCUGAAGAACUGUGAAUCGGUUGAGUUUUGUUCGGAACGGUUUGAAUUAAAUAAGCUGUCUUCUAUGGCCUUAGAAUCUGCUUACUAUUUAUCGUAAUGUGUUGGGUACAUAAUUUUAUUGUGUCGGCUUGUCUGAAUUGAAUUGAAUCUUUUAUGUGAAACAAAAUACUCUCUGCAUCAUCAACAA